Triplophysa dalaica is the source of this 5166-nucleotide messenger RNA. It is a transcript of the gene tuft1b, whose product is annotated as tuftelin 1b. The transcript has 11 exons. The record is from RefSeq and is a predicted model, not a curated record. Gene Ontology annotation, biological process: intracellular signal transduction. Lineage: Eukaryota; Metazoa; Chordata; Actinopteri; Cypriniformes; Nemacheilidae. Gene Ontology annotation, cellular component: intracellular anatomical structure. Bases 3309 to 4169 code for a protein of 286 amino acids.
AGAUGAAGACAGAAGUCAAGUUAAUAUCCUUCCUUCAAGCCUUUUUUAAUGCGAAGGUAAUUUAAAUACAUUUUCAACAUUACUCAGUAUAUUUAUGCAGUGAUAUUAGUCUUAGUUUGGGGUGGGGCUUUUUGUCACAUUUAUACAUAGAUGCCUCGCUCCUAUACGUAAAUAAACGCUCAAAGGCGUUGCAUGAUUUUAAUUGUGUGUGACGCCGGCAACUGAUAUGUUGACUAUUUUAAGUUUGCGGAUGUGUUGAGUCUUUGACUUGUCUCAAGCGGUUAAAUAUGGGAUAUAGCCAUAUAUAAUUUAAUGCCAAUAGCAAUUUUAGGAAGGAAAUCGUUCAAGUAUUCAGGUUGAUUAUGUCCUCAAUGAUGACUGGAAUAGAGUAAACAUGUAUGAAUGUAUGUUAAAAUUCCUUGCAGUUUUCUUCAUUAUUUAAAAAAAAAUCAAGACUUUUAAAUGCUUUUAGAUAGAUUUACUUGACAGUAAAUCAGAGACAGAACUGAAUGUGUGUUUGUUUGUGAGUAAAUUCUAGUUUAUGACGUCUUUCCUCAAGGGAAACUGUGUUUGAGAGAACUGGACCGUGGCCUGUCAGACCAGCCAGACUGCAGACAAACCAUUAGACUGAAAAUAAUUAAACACUUGAAAAGCAUCAACAGUCAUUCAGAAUAAGCGAUGACGACAGAUAUGAAAUAGUGUUUGAGAGAUACAACAUAAUGUGAUAUGGGUGUGUGAGCUUAGAGAAAGAACAUGAAGUCUUGAGCGCGAGCUGCGUAGGGUGUGUCAGCGUUUAUCUAUGGAAUGCAAAAUGAUUAUUUUUUUUUAAUUAUCUUAGCAACUUUCUGGGUAUGAGGAUCUGUGAACUUUUCCAGUGUUGAAGAUUACUCGAUAAUCUUAUGUCUCUUAUGAUCUUAAAUACCUCAAGACGUAGAUCAAAUGCUUAAAGUUAAAUCUUUAGUCAAAAAUCAGUUUGUUUUAUCUUUAUAUACACAAUAUAGGGGGACCCUGAUAUAGUAUAUCACGAAGAAUGUACACAACCUACUUUAAAUUCAGCAUUGAAAUAUGAAAUAUAAGAUCUUUUUUAAAUCAUUUUUCGGUCAGUAAAUUGUUUUUAUAAACUUUUAUUUGUGUUAUUUUAUAUGAUUAACAGUUUUUCUAAAAGGUGGAAAAUCAUAAUGAAAAAUGAACAGGUUUCCAAACUUUCAACUGGCAGUUUAUGUAUUUAAGUGUCAUUUGCAUACAUGUUUUAUGUUACAUGUCAAUCUUCAAAUCUUUCUGACAUGGUUGAUGUUUUCUUUUCACUGUACUCGAGUGGAAGUGUGUUGGGUGUGCAGGUUCACCCUGCGGCUGUUCUUUGAUGUCACGCAUGUCCCCCUCCGUUCUGAAUGUAGUAACGAAACAUUUAAGCGUUGAUGGUUUUUUACAUUUACACCAUGCACACAAAGAGAGAAAAAGCAAAUCAAGUUUUUUUAAUUUAUGUGCAUGAUAUGGCCUCAAAUGAAGAUUUAAAAACAACACAAAAAAAUAAUUUCUAAAAUAUAUGGACCGGAUUCCCGGACAGGGAUUAUCAUAAACCAGCACUAGGCCUUAGUUAUAUUAAGAUAUUUAAAUAGUUUUUAAAACAUACUUUACAAAGAAAAUAUCACUGUGUGCACCUUGAGACAAUACUGCACUGAUAUAUUUUAAGAUCUGAAUUGAUCAAGACCUCUAGUUAGUCUGAGACAAGGCUUAGCCAAGUUUGGAAAACCGCCCCAUUAUUUUAUCAUUUAAAAAACAUUAAAUUAAUGCUGCAAUAUUAUUUGGUUGAUUGAUUAUCUAAUGAAAUUAUGAUGAAUUCAAUAUUUUUAUCUAAUCAGGAUCAAAUUGCUUGCAACUUUGCAAAUCUCACUUCUUUAUUAGGACUUUCUUAAUAUGUUUUUUAACCCAAAUGACUGCAAAUUCAGAAAAAGUAAAUCUUUCACAUUCAAUUUGACAAAACACAUUUACAACACACCAGCAUCUUAUGAAAAGAAACCUAUAAUUUUUUUUAACAUUUUUGCAAGCAGUAAUUGUAGUUCUGUCCUUCUGGUAAACCUGGUCAGCAGUAUUUACUGUCCGGAAGCGUAUGAUUAUACUUAUGCUCUGGUAUUUCACUGUAAAACCAGACAGCAGUGACCCACUUACAUAAGCACACAGUUAUCUCUUUAAGAAAAAUGUAUAUCUAACCUGGGAUAGCCAUACAUGGCCAUCUACACCCUCUCUCAAACAUCUGUGUGGCACACAGGGCUUGCCAUCUGAUUACACAAACAUUCUUUAUUCCUCACACCCUUGACUAGUAUCUGGUAAAGCUUUUAUAUGUGAAAUGAAUCAGCAGUGGGUUCCGGGGAUCUCUGUUUUAGGCGAUAUAUCAAUCUGUCUGUGAUCAUCUCUUCCCACAGGAUCCCAUCCUUUGCUUUCCCUGUUCUCCUCUAUGGACAUGUUGAGGUCUUGACUAGAAUACAGUCACUUCCAAGAUGUGUAGAAUAGAUGUUACUUUGUAGUCAUGUAGGAAUUCAUUGGUGCAUGAAUGCAAGCACAAAACUAAAAAAAAUAUUUUGAGUGAAAUUUCUAAAUGCAUUUAAAAAAAGUUUAUAGAUUCAUAUACACGAUUCAACACUAAAUACUUUUCAUUCUACAAACAUUAUUUCUGGCCCCAUUUUUGAAUAUGUAUUUGAUAUAAAACAUUUAUUUGGUCACUAUUAUUGUUGAUUCAUUUUUUCUUUGUGUUAAGAUAAAGUGAAAGCAAGUUGGAAUAUGUAAACAUACGGCAAACAGUGCAGCGCUGUGAUGUGAAAUACAAAACCCUUAAGCCUCUGCAUUAACUAAUGAAUUACAUAAUAAAAAGAUGAUUUGUCCCAUUCUUCCUGUUAUUUUAGUCCUCCGUCUCUUCUGCAUUCAGUCUCUCAUUAUAGUCUUCAUGCCAGAUUUGUCCGUCAUACGGGUUAACACAUGUUUCCAUUGUGUUUAGGAACAUGGACAUUUCACAGUUUUGUUUGCUAUGGAGAUUAAUGAAUAAUUGAGCGUGUGUGUUUUUCUGGUUUGCUUUAAAGUCUGUUUGGAAAAUGAUGUCCCUCCUAGUCUCAUUUUCUUAAAUGAUCUGCCCUUCACACCCAGUGUUUUUGGAUAUGAUAUCUGUGUUUUAAUUAUUUCACUUUCACAGAGAGAUUCCACAGAGUUCUGCAUCCAGAAGUUGACUCUUCGGAAAGAUCAUUCAGCAAAGUGACAAAGCCAAACCAGACACGAACAGAUCAGAGGAUCAUUGGAAAGGAUUAAGGUGAUUGAGACAGAUGUCGUCGACAGAUGAAGAGCCGCAGGUGCAGGAGGUGAGGUACAGCCUUAAGACGCUGAGAGAGCAAAUGGCAGCCAGACAGAACAAUACUAACAACAAUACGUUCCCAUCCAGCGUGCACAAGGUCAAUACUGUCAUCAGUAAACCUCACGGCACCAAUGGCUUCUCCAAAUUUCAGGUUAAAGAAGAGGAACGCCUCUGCGUGAGCCUAAGAGAGCUCAUCAAACAUCUGUACACUCGUCUUCAAGAAAUGGAAGAUAGACAUCAGGAAGAGAAAGAGAGACUGCAGAAAGAGAACCGUGAAAUUCAACAACGCUGUUUGGAAGAGCACAACAAUCGUGUGAAGUGGGCUGAAACGAAAGCAGAAGAACAGAGUGGAAACAUGGAAGAGAUGCAGAAGCGUAUGAGUUCUUUGGAGCUGGAAAAUGUCAAGCUACAGGAAAAAUUGGCCGCUUGUGAACUUGAGAAACAGCAGGGAAUAAAAAAAGCAGAUUUUAAGGACAGGUGUUUGCAGCUGGAGGAGGAGCUGGCGUCUGUUAAGAAUACAAACCACAUUUUAAAUGACAUGAUCAAAAGUAUACAGAAGAAAAUCAAAAUCAAUAUUGAACAGGUGCAAAACUCUCGAACCAUCAUCGAACAAAGAAACAGAAAUAUCAAUGACCUUAAAGAAAGAGUUUCAUUUCUUGAAGCUGAGAACAAAGAGAUGCAUGAUCGAGUGGAGUUUUAUAGUGGAAAUCUAGUGCCCAAACCUUAUAUCCCAGACACAGGAUCCAAAGUUGUCUACAGCAAACCUCUGACACCUACAAGCCCAGGAAACAAGUCUUUGCCAUUCAUAAAAGUGAUCGAGACAAAGUCUUGAAUUAUUCUGAUGGAAGAUUACAUGGAAUGAGAAACGCCCCUGUGGAAGAAGCAACAAAUAUUUAAACAUCUCUUUGUUCCGCACAUAGUAUGAGCAGCUUUUUACCUUUCUGUAUGUACAUACAUUUAUGUUUUUUACCUAAUAUGUGUUGCAUUGGGUAUAAUAAACGGUGGUGGAAGUGUUUGUGAAAUGAUGUGUUUCUACAAAAUCUGUCAAUAUUUUUGUUUCGACAUGUAUAAAAUAAGAUAACAAACCUUUGACUGAUCCAGUAGUUUAUUCUGACUGACAGCUGAUUUCUUUAAGCGUGAUGAAGCUGGAAUCAAAUUAUUUGUCCUAGCUAUAUUAUUUAUAUUAUCGUACAUGCCGAUAUUUCUCAGUUAUGAAUCUGUACAUAAACACUAUUGUGAAUAACCAAUUGAACCGUGCAAACCUGCCUUUUUCUUUGGCAACUGUAAUUGUAUUGUAUUAACAUUGCUGGUGUUGUAAAGAAUGAAUUUAUAUGUUACUGAAUUAAGUGCGAGAACUUCCUUUUUAUCCAUCUGUUAUUAAAUGUGAAAGUUGUUCUUGUAGAUGUAAAUGUAGUACUUUGCACUUUUUCUGUAUCUGUAUCUUAAGGGCUAAUAAAUACAACUAUUUAAGAUUAAUCACAGUACGUUUUCUUUUUAAUUGUUUUUAAAAAAUUGACCCGAGGAAAUUGUGAUUUGAUUUUUCUUAGCAUAGCUCUGCAUGUCAAUUUUUGCUAAGAAACAAAUAUUAUGUACAUAUUAUGUAUGUUUUGGAGUUUGUUUAAAAUUGUUUGAUUAUUGUUAAUGGUGGCUGGCAGCAACUUUAACUUAUCAAUGAAGUCUUUUUUUAGUAAUUGUCUCAAAAGACAGGCUAAUAGCUAUAAUGUUUUUAAAUAAAAAUAUAUAACUGUUUGUGGGACAAUAUAUGUUGCUAUAUGUACAAUAUAAGUUGACUUAUGUCCUUGUUAUAAUAAAUGAUACCAAUUAUUUUA